Messenger RNA from Hyla sarda, 2706 nucleotides. It is a transcript of the gene PALM, whose product is annotated as paralemmin. The transcript has 9 exons. The coding region runs from base 109 to 1206 and encodes 365 amino acids. Gene Ontology annotation, biological process: regulation of cell shape. Gene Ontology annotation, cellular component: membrane. Lineage: Eukaryota; Metazoa; Chordata; Amphibia; Anura; Hylidae. The record is from RefSeq and is a predicted model, not a curated record.
AUACUGCCCUGCCGGUGCCUCCCUCCUUUCACACCAACACAUACACUGAGGGCCAGACCAGGCUCUGCCGCCUGCACAUCACCCUGAGCUGUUGCAGGAGCUUGCAGCAUGGAGAUCACUGAAUCCCAAAGUCAGCAGGACAGACUGCAGAUGAUAGCGGAAAAAAGACGGCGUCAGGUAGAAAUUGAAAACAAAAGGCGCCAACUAGAAGAUGAUAGAAGACAGCUACAGCAUCUCAAAUCCAAAGCUCUACGGGAACGCUGGCUUCUUGAGGGGGCUCCUGCAUCCACCCCUGAAGAAGAUGAAGCAACAAAGAAACAGAUGCAGGACGAUGAGCAGAAAACACGGGAGCUAGAAGAAAAUAUUCAGAGGCUGGAAACUGAAAUUGAGUUACUGGAGACUGGCAUGUCUAGCACAUCCACCAAAGAGAGCUUAGCCUCAGAGCCUGAGAACCAAGAAGUGUCCAGACCAGACAAGACAAUGGUGAACACUACCAGGGAUCAGACUAUUUCACAGUCCCCCGCUAAGAAAACAGAUAGUCCAGAUAUGAUGCGUGCAGCAAUGUACUCUGUGGAGAUCACAGUAGAGAAGGACAGAAUCACAGGGGAGACUAAGGUCCUCUCUAGCAACACUGUGCUCCCUCAAGAGCACCCCCUGCAGGGGGUCAAGGUGUAUGAAGAUUCACAGAAAGUUGUACAUGCAGUGAGAUCAGAGGUUGCAGCUCCUAAUGAUACAGUCCACCAACUCAGUUCUACGGAGGUGGAGGAUCUGAUCCACAAGGCAGAGGAAGCAACUCUUACUGAAGUCUCCUUGACAUCAGAUGAAAAGACCACAAUCCAAAGAGCAUCUCCUCGAAAAGAAAUCCCUGGUGUGCAGGCUCGACCUCCUGAGACUUCACCAGGCCCAGAGCAACCAGUAACCAUGAUUUUUAUGGGCUACCAGAAUGUUGAAGAUGAGAAUGAAACAAAAAAGGUGCUGGGUUUGGAAGAGGCCAUCACUGCUGAACUGGUCGUCAUUGGUGAUGGAGAUCCACAGCCAAAUGCUGAUGUAGAUGCAGAAAAGGCACAGCAUCCUCCUAAUGGUGCUCCUGUAGAUCCUCCUAACAAGAAUGAGAAGCCAGAGACCAAUGACACAGCAGCACCCAAAAGUGGAGAGCAGGAUCUAACUAUGAAGAAACAGAGGUGCAAAUGCUGUAGCGUUAUGUAAGCAGGUGACGGUAGGGAAAAGGUGUGCCUUUCCUCUAACCAUCAUACACCAUAAAGCCUGAAAUUGGAGGUUGUACUUUACCAUAAUUCCUGGAUGGAGAGCUACUACCCUGAAGCCUUUAGUUUAUAAAAGGGGUACUCUUUCUAUCCACCUCAGCCUUUCAGGAGUCCCCUCCAUGAUCCAAAACUUUAACGGUGGUCUCCUUUCUUCUAUGUAAUGCUCUGUAUGAAAUCUGAGAGGACAUUCUCUUAAUUUACAAACAAUAUGGACAAUAUCUUAUUCAUUCAAUACUGAAUUUACAAGUUCUCUUGACUAGGAAGGAGACUUCCAUUCACUUCACCUUAAUAUUGACUGAGAGGAGCAUCAUACAACAUACAAGUGUUCAUACUCCUUGGCUAUAUUUGCUCCUGAUAUUCCCUUCUGAAGAAUCUGCAGCUCUCUCUAUAUUAUGAACGCUACUGCCAUUUUGUGUUAAGUGAAAACAUCCAGUGACUUUUUUAAUAGAUGCCCCUUAUCUCCUCUACCUCCUGUGAUCACUUUUAUGACCACCAUCCUGAACUGUUGAGAGGGAAUUUAUGAUCUGUAGGUUGAACACAUAAGCAGAUGGCUGGAUUGGAUGCCGGGUACAUGCAGGAUUUUUUUGAUGAGUUUGUUACAAAAUUGGGACAUUACAGGAAACAAUGUGGUGAAAAGAAGAAAUAAGGUCAACACAGCCCGUUAGAUCCUAGUAAAUUUUGAGAAUUUCAACAGGGUUCCAAUAUAUAUUGUCCAUUACAGAUAAACAAUAGAAAAAUUAGGUAUAGUGAUUUGGUUUGCCUGUUUGAGAAUAUGGAAGACUAAAUAUAAAUUUCCCAAUACUACAUAUUUGCCAUUCUUUUUAAUAAUACCCUAAAUGUAUUAACAACUUAUAAAAAAGAAGAAAGCAGAAACCGAUUCAUAGUGAAAUUCUCUAUUCUCAAUAUCAGUGUUUAGUGCGUACAAAUUGCCUCGUGUUAGAAUCCCCGUGUGAGGUCCAACAUGUCAUUUGGAAUGUGCUCCAGUGUGUGACAACAUUAUUGCUGCCAGUAUAGUCAUUUGAAUUGUGUUUCAUUCAGAGUGAAGUCCGGAGAUGUGAUAUGAAAGUGUAGCUUUAUUUUUUUAUCCCUUAGCUAUUGUAUAUGAUUUAAUAUUUUGCGAUACAUUGUAAUCAUGUGAAUAGAGAGUUGCUGCAGGUUCUACUGAUAUCCCCUUAACCUUCAGCCUCGAACCUUUUAUCUAUGACCCUUGUAUGUUAACUGUGAAUCCUACUACCCUGGCUGACUGUGUGCCCAUAGUGCGGGACAUAAAGCUGGGUGGAGCCCAUGGGCACCAUCUGGACUUUGAAUAUAUUGGUGCCUCUGUCUCUUGCUCUGCCUGCCUGAAAAUGACCCAUAUCCAAACCUCCCUUACCUAAAUUUCAAAUGUAACACAUUAAAAACAAAUAAGUAAAUAAAAUGUGUCAUUUAAUCCCACAAUGCAAAA